AUGGACCGAUCGACGCCGGAUCAUAACACCUCCUCUUCUCACAAGCGUCUAAGUGUCAGCUUUCUCGUCUCUCUAAUGGUUCUAUGUGCCAAGCAAGCGAACCGGCUCUCAAAGAAGCUAAAGCUAAAGUCGAAAAAGAGAACUCAAAACGAAAACUCCGGCGGCAGAGAAAGAUUCCAUCGGCCUAAAGAGUUGCUCACGGCUUUGAGCAACAAGGCGAUGAUGAUGGUCGGCCGGAAAGACACCGGAUACGGCGGAGGGUUUAAGCGUGAGAAGAAAAAGACGGCGGCGAUGGAGGAGGAGCACGGCGUUUGGCAGAGAGAGAUUUUGAUGGGAGGCAAAUGUGAGCCGUUGGAUUUCUCGGGUGUGAUUUAUUACGACUGCAACGGACGGCAGUUAAGAGAGGGGCCUCCGAGGUCUCCACGUGGCACUCCGUUACCCAACUAUCCGACCCGUUCUUAA
Molecule: messenger RNA, 462 nt
Organism: Microthlaspi erraticum
Lineage: Eukaryota; Viridiplantae; Streptophyta; Magnoliopsida; Brassicales; Brassicaceae
Source: the annotation of a GenBank genome assembly